GUCAAAUUUCUUUCCUCUCGUAAACCGUCAAAACAACCAUUUUAAAAGGAAGAAAUCCCAAAGAAACAUCCCAUGAACUAUCAUGGAAAAAACACCAACCCUCAUUUACAUCUACAUCUACAUCUCUCCUAUAUAUAUUACACGAAACCCAAAUCAAUUUGCUAAUGCCAAAAUAGAAAAAUGGGUUACUUAAAAAGAUCAAAGCAAGAAGCUACGGCUACUAAAUCUAAGCCAGAUGGUAAGUGCAAAAAGCAUCCAAAACACAAGCAAUCGCCAGGCGUUUGUUCUGUUUGUUUAAAUGAAAAGCUUUCUAUGCUUUCCUCUUCAAGUUCACGUACAGCAGUAAUGGAUUAUGCUUCUUCUUCUUCAGCUUCUUCGUUGUCUGCAUAUUCGACUACUUCUUGUUCUUCUUGUUCCUCUCCAAUGCAUCGCUUUCGAUUUACUACAGAAGGGAAUAAUCACAAGGGGUCUUUAUCUUUCUUAUUAAUAAGUGGCAAGAAUGUGCUUACUAAGAGUAGAUCGUUGGCUUUUGUCCCAAGAAACAGAGGUAAUAAAGAAAGAGCGAGUCAUGAUGAUGAUAAGAAAAAAGGUGGGUUUUUCUCUAAGUUGCUACGUCGACCAAGAACUAACAAGAGAGCAGAACAAGGUUUAAUGCACUCUAGGUCUAUGAGAGAAAGGGUUAUGAGCAUCUCGAGGGUUAACUGAUUGGUUACGAUGAUGCAUCUCUAGUUUCUUGAUUCUUUUUUUUGUUACCGUUUGUUCUCGACUUUUGUGAGAUUAUUUAGAUUUUGGUUUUUAGAUUUUUAUAACAAAGAAGAACAAAUGAAAAUAGAUAUAAAAGCAGAAAGAUUGAUACUUGAUAUGCAUGUAUUUUUUGUUUAUACGUGUGUGUAUGAAUUAAUUAAUUAUCACACGCAAAAUCAGUACAUAUAUGCAGAAAAAGAUAAACUAGUUCUUGUA
Messenger RNA from Jatropha curcas, 960 nucleotides. RefSeq lists its product as uncharacterized. NCBI's taxonomy places the organism in Eukaryota, Viridiplantae, Streptophyta, Magnoliopsida, Malpighiales, Euphorbiaceae. The record is from RefSeq and is a predicted model, not a curated record.